AUGAUGUAUGUGAUAUUCAAUAGACACGACUAUCAUUUCGAGAUUGAUUUACUAACAUUUGAUAGUGAGCUAUCAGAUCGCCCAAAAGCCGAGUUGACAAAGGAUGAGCUAGACCAGUUAGAAGAGUACGAGUUCAAACAUGGCCCUCUAUCGCUGAUAAACGAUUCUAUGAAGACUAAGACACCUGUGAUUAUAUCACUUCGGAAUAACCAUAAAAUUAUAGCGAGAGUGAAAGCAUUUGAUAGACAUUGCAACAUGGUCCUCGAGAACGUCAAGGAGCUUUGGACAGAAAGAAGAGGAAAUAAGGCUGAAAAUAAAGAAAGGUUCAUCAGCAAACUGUUCCUAAGAGGUGAUUCCGUCAUCGUCGUUUUAAAAGCACCGAUGCAAUGA
Molecule: messenger RNA, 390 nt
Organism: Torulaspora globosa
Lineage: Eukaryota; Fungi; Ascomycota; Saccharomycetes; Saccharomycetales; Saccharomycetaceae
Gene: SMD2
Product: mRNA splicing protein SMD2
Exons: 1
Coding region: 1-390 (129 amino acids)
Biological process (GO): spliceosomal snRNP assembly; RNA splicing
Cellular component (GO): U5 snRNP; catalytic step 2 spliceosome; U4/U6 x U5 tri-snRNP complex
Molecular function (GO): RNA binding
Source: RefSeq, a predicted model, not a curated record